AUGACUGUGGAAAUGAAAGUUGAAAGCCCAAUAGACGAUGCAGAAGAUGCUGUGGUGAACAAGAUCAUCGAGGAUGGUGAAAAAAAAGAGUUUCGAAAUGAUCAAGAACUAUUAGAUUUCGAUCAAUUAUCAACUGAUUUCAAAUUGGAAAGAUUGCAACAUUUGGUGAAACAGAGUCAAGUGUUUUCAAACAUCAUCAGUGAUACGUUGUUGGAGAGCAGUUUGACAAAGAAGAAAGCUAGAGAGGAACAAAAAGCAGGUGGUGGUGAACCUCCAAAGAAGAAAUCAAAGAAGAAUGGUAAAUCUAGCAAACAGGCAAAUAUCAUGGAUUUCUACAAGAAGGAUAAUCAAAUGUCUGAAGAGGCAAAAUUGACAAAAUCCAAGAUUGAACAGUCUCAGACAAGCUCCACCAUUAAACAACCAUCAUUAGUUUCUGGUGCUGAAAUGAGAGAUUAUCAAUUAGAAGGUACUGAAUGGUUAAUCACAUUAUAUGAGAAUGGAUUAAAUGGUAUACUUGCAGAUGAAAUGGGUCUUGGUAAAACGAUUCAGUCCAUUGCAUUAUUGGCCUUUUUGUAUGAACAAGGUAUAAAAGGUUCUUUUCUAAUCACUGCGCCUUUAUCCACGGUGGGUAAUUGGGUUAAAGAAUUUGAAAGAUUUGCUCCAAGUAUACCUGUAUUAGGAUAUGUUGGUUCAAAAGAUGAAAGAAAAGAGCUCCGUGAACAAUAUUUCGUUAAGAAUCAAAAAGCUGUCAUUAUUACAAGUUAUGAAAUUGUUUUAAGAGAUUUUGAACAUUUGAAUAGAAUUAGUUGGAAGUUCUUAAUAGUGGAUGAAGGUCAUAGAUUGAAGAAUGUCAAUUGUAAAUUGAUUAGAGAGUUGAAAAAAUUGAAAACUAGUAAUAGGUUAUUAAUCACUGGUACUCCUUUACAAAAUAAUUUGAAUGAAUUAUGGUCAUUGUUGAAUUUUAUCCUUCCUGAUAUUUUCCAUGAUUUGGAACUUUUCCAAAAAUGGUUUGAUUUUAGCUCAUUGAAUUCGUUGUCCGAAAGUGUUAAAGAUGAUCAAACCAGGAAGCUUAUUGACUCCAAGAUCCAAGAAAGUUUAGUCAACAAUUUGCAUACGAUUUUAAAACCAUUUUUAUUAAGAAGAUUGAAAAAAGAUGUCAUCAAAAACUUACCAUCCAAAAGAGAAUACAUUGUUUAUGGAACUUUAACUUCAAAACAAUCAGAGAUUUAUAAAGAUGCUUUAUUCAAAUCAUUAAAGAAAUCAAUAAUGAAAUUUGCAUUGAAUGAACACAUUGCUGUGAAUAAUCUUUCAAUAAGCAAACAAGAUAUUGAUCAAUUCAUAUUUAAGAAACUUGACUCAAGUUAUGUUGAUUUUGAAGAAGAUGAUGAAGAAGAUCAAGAAUCAAAUGAUCGUACAUUACGUUCAGAAAAACAAGAAAGAUUAGCACUCAAAUUACAACAAAACAAAAUAUCAAAACAAGAAUCACAACUAAAUGAUAUUUGGACAUUAAUAUCCAAAUAUGUUGAUGCUAAAAAAAUUCAAAAUUUGAUGAUGCAAUUAAGAUUAGUUUGUAACUCCCCUUACUUGUUUUAUUUCCCAUGGGAAAGUGAACAUGAUAUGGAUUUGGCAAAACUAUUGGAAAAUUCAAGUAAACUUCAAUUGUUAGAUCAAUUAGUACCAAGGUUACUUGCUAAGGAUCAUAAAAUUUUAAUUUUUUCUCAAUUUACUAAAAUGUUGGAUUUGAUUGAAGAUUGGUGUGAAUUGAAAGGGUUUAAAGUUAGUAGAUUAGAUGGGUCUGUUAGUCAACAAGAUAGAGAAGUGGAGAUUUCAAGUUUCAAUGAGGAUGAUGAAGUUAAAAUCUUUUUGCUGAGUACUAGAGCUGGUGGGUUAGGCUUGAAUUUAACAAAAGCUGAUAGUGUCAUCAUAUUUGAUAGUGAUUGGAAUCCUCAGGUUGAUUUACAAGCAAUGGAUCGUGUUCAUAGAAUAGGCCAAACCAAACCAGUUGUUGUUUAUAGAUUUGUUAUAGCAAACACUAUUGAACAAGUUAUUUUGGCAAAAGCUGAUUCGAAAAGGAAAUUGGAGAAGUUGGUUAUUCAAUUGGGUAAAUUUGAAUCAUUGAAGAGAUUAAUGAAUAAAGAUACCCAGUUAACAUUUGGAUCAGGUAAUAAAAAGGAUGCCAUUAAGGAAGAAAACCAAUUGGCUAAAGAACUAGCUGCUUUAUUUGAGGACAAUAGAUUCAAGACUAAUGGGCAUGUUAUUGAAGAUUCCAAGUUAACUGAAGUUGAGAUUGAAGAACUAUUGGACAGAAGUGAAGAUGCGUAUAACAGAGGAUUGGACUACUAUAAGAACAAAGGUUUCAAGCACAUUCAAAUCUUUGAAACAACUGCGUCAUUGAGUUAGAGGAAAGGGAUUUAAUAGGUUACAGGGAAUAAUAAUGGAUAAUUUAUAAUUUGUUUGUAGAUUCGCGAAACAUAUUUG
Molecule: messenger RNA, 2478 nt
Organism: Hansenula anomala
Lineage: Eukaryota; Fungi; Ascomycota; Saccharomycetes; Phaffomycetales; Wickerhamomycetaceae
Gene: IRC5
Product: putative ATPase
Exons: 1
Coding region: 1-2400 (799 amino acids)
Cellular component (GO): nucleus
Molecular function (GO): ATP binding; ATP-dependent chromatin remodeler activity; DNA binding
Source: RefSeq, a predicted model, not a curated record